GCUUAUACAUAUUUUGACCAGUAAUUUUUUAUAGCUUUAUCAACUAAAUGCUAAAAAAUAUAAAGUUUGUCACGUCACGUAAAAGAAUACGAAGCCCACAGCGCAUUACACUGUUCGUGUUCUCCGCGUCAGUCAAUAAGAUUGACAGCUGUUAUUGUGGGCGUGUCCUACAUCCAGCUCCAACUCCCUCGCUGUUGACGGGCUAGAAGUCUGACCUCUCGCGCACAGGUGACAGAAUACAUCAACACUCAACAGAACUUCACAUAUUGUACUUCCUGUACCUGCACAAAUGGCAACCCGAGGCAGUGUGAAACCCUUUGUGAACUUCAAUGCAAAGCAUGAUGCAGACGUUUUGCGCAAGGCCAUGAAAGGAAUUGGCACUGAUGAAGAUGCCAUCCUCAUGUUACUGGCAGCUCGCAGUAAUGCCCAGCGACAGGAAAUAAAAGCAGCCUAUAAGAAAGCUCAUGGCAAGGAUCUAGUGAAAGACUUACGAUCUGAGCUUGGAGGGAAGCUAGAGGAUCUCAUUGUGGCCCUCAUGGCUCCACCCGCAAUAUAUGAUGCAAAAGAACUCCAUAAGGCCAUCAAGGGAGUAGGUACUGAGGACCAAGUUUUAAUUGAGAUUCUGGCAUCCAGGACAUGUGAUGAGAUGAAAGAUAUCUGCAAAGCUUACAAGAAAGAACAUGGAGGCAAACUGGAAAAAGACAUAAUCGGUGAUACGUCAGGACAUUACCAGAGGUUGCUGGUGAUCCUUAUACAGGCAAACAGGGAUGAGGGAGUGGAUGAGAGCAGAGUGGAAAAAGAUGCCAAGGAGCUGUUUGCUGCCGGAGAGGAGAAAUUCGGCACGGACGAGGACAAGUUCAUCAAUAUACUUGGCAACAGGAGUGCAGAACACCUGAGAAAAGUGUUUGAUGCCUACAAAAAGAUUGCCGGCUGUGAUAUUGAAGAGAGCUUAAAAGAUGAGUGCACUGGGAACCUGGAAGCACUGUUGCUGGCUGUGGUUAAGUGUGCAAAAAGCGUGCCUGCUUAUUUUGCUGAAACCCUCCGAGAGUCAAUGCGGCGUGCUGGCACUGAUGAUGAGACUCUCAUAAGAAUCAUGGUGUCAAGGAGUGAGCGAGAUAUGCUGGACAUCAGAGCGAUAUACAAGAAGAAGUAUGGAGAAUCACUCUACAGCACCAUACAGGAAGACACUGACGGAGAUUAUCAGAAGGCCCUGCUAUACCUGUGUGGUGGUAAUGAUUAGAAAUAGUUCAUAUUUUGUGCUUAUUCAUGUUAGUUUAAAGGCCCUUGCACACUGAGCUCGAAAUUUUCGUAUGUGUUUUUUUUUGUAUUCGUGAUUCGGUAGCUCCUAAUUGUCUAAAAACCAUUCAAACCCCAUUCAAACUGCUUGCUAUGGAUGCGAAAAACGCAGAACGUUUUUUUUUAUGAUGGACUGAAGUUUCGGAGGCGGUGUGCAAGCGUGAUUGACAUAACAUGAGGUCGUAUUUAUUUUUUAACGUGUGAAAAUAAGUCUUUAUCUGAUCUUCAGCUUUCUCAUGUAUAUUUUCUCAUUUGUGUUUACCUUUACAUAUUUAUGUUUUAUGGUUUGAGAAUAAGUUGUCAUUAUUGGAGAAUAGGAGGUUAUUUGAUGGGUUUGAUGUGAUGUUUGAUGUAUUGAUUCUUUAAUAGAAUUUGGUUGUUUAGCUUGAAUCAUUGUUUCAAAAUAGAGACUAUGAAAAUAAAAUGUAAUGGACUAUA
This is a messenger RNA of Pimephales promelas (fathead minnow), 1734 nucleotides long. NCBI's taxonomy places the organism in Eukaryota, Metazoa, Chordata, Actinopteri, Cypriniformes, Leuciscidae. The record is from RefSeq and is a predicted model, not a curated record.